AUGCAGAAGAGCCUGGGAGACAACGACGUCCUCCCUCCAGAUGUGCAGCACCAGCAAUUCAGGCAGUUUCAAUAUCAGGAGGCCGAGGGGCCCCGAGAGGUGCAGGAGAGGAUGGCACAGGAGUGUUACCACGGAGCAAACUUUCUAGUUGAUGCCAUAAAACCUAUGAUGGAGAAUCAUGAUGGAGAAAAAGCGGCUUCUGUACAGACAGAUUGCAAGGACUUCUGCUUCUCCAACCUGAUUCCAUAUCCCCAGUGGAAGAAGCAGGAGAUCCAUUUGUCCAAGACGCAGAAGAACCAGAGGGAUCAGCAGUGGAGAAUCCACACAGGGGAGAAGCCUGAUAAGUGCUUGAAGGGUGGAAGGAGCUUUGCUUGGAAGGGAGACCUUUCUGGCCGCCAGCGUAUCCACCCUGGGGAGAAACCUUAUAAAUCCUUGGAGUGUGGAAAGGGCUUCGCUUCGAGUUCAAAUCUUACUUUCCAUCAGCGUAUCCACACUGGGGAGAAACCUUAUAAAUGCUUGGAGUGUGGAAAGGCCUUUGCUUCUAGUUCAGAGCUUAUUGUCCAUCAACGUAUCCACACUGGGGAGAAACCUUAUAAAUGCUUGCAGUGUGGAAAGACCUUUGCUAGGCGUUCAAGCCUUACUAUCCACCAGCAUAUCCACACAGGAGAGAAACCUUAUAAAUGCUUGCAGUGUGGAAAGGCCUUUGCUUGGAAUUCACAGCUUACUAUGCAUCAGCGUAUCCACACUGGGGAGAAACCUUAUAAAUGCUUGCAGUGCAGAAAGGCCUUUGCUUCAAAAUCAGAGCUUACUGUCCACCAACGUUUCCACACUGGGGAGAAACCUUAUAAAUGCUUGCAGUGUGGAAAGAACUUUGCUGUCCGUUCACACCUUACUGUCCAUCAGCGUAUCCACACUGGUGAGAAACCUUAUAAAUGCUUGCAGUGUGGAAAGAGCUUUGCUCACAAUUCAGCUCUUAUAGUCCAUCAGCGUACCCACACUGGGGAGAAACCUUAUAAAUGCUUGCAGUGCAGAAAGGCCUUUGCUUCGAAAUCAGAGCUUAUUGUCCAUCAACGUAUCCACACUGGGGAGAAACCUUAUAAAUGCUUGCAGUGUGGAAAGAACUUUGCUUGUGGAAAAAGCUUUGCUCGGCGUUCUCACGUUACUAUCCAUCAGCGUAUCCACACUGGGGAGAAACCUUAUAAAUGCUUGCAGUGUGGAAAGAGCUUUGCUACCUGUUCAAACUUUACUAUCCAUCAGCGUAUCCAUACUGGGGAGGAACCUUAUAAAUGCUUGCAGUGUGGAAAGAGCUUUCCUCGGCGUUCACUCCUUACUCUCCACCAGCGUAUCCACACUGGGGAGAAACCUUAUAAAUGCUUAGAGUGUGGAAAGGCCUUUGCCUCGAAUUCACAUCUUAAUGUCCAUCAACGUAUCCACACUGGGGAGAAACCUUAUAAAUGCUUGCAGUGUGGAAAGGCCUUUGCCUCGAAUUCAGAGCUUAUUGUCCAUCAGCGUAUCCACACUGGGGAGAAACCUUAUAAAUGCUUGCAGUGUGGAAAGAGCUUUGCUCGGAAUUCACAGCUUACUAUCCAUCAGCGUAUCCACACUGGGGAGGAACCUUAUAAAUGCUUGCAUUGUGGAAAGAGCUUUGCUCAGAGUUCAUAUCUUACUAUCCAUCAGCGUAUCCACACUGGGGAGAAACCUUAUAAAUGUUUGCAGUGUGGAAAGAACUUUGCUGUCUAUUCACGCCUUACUGUCCAUCAGCGUAUCCACACUGGUGAGAAACCUUAUAAAUGCUUGCAGUGUGGAAAAAGCUUUUCUCAGCGUUCUCACUUUACUAUCCAUCAGCGUAUCCACACUGGGGAGAAACCUUAUAAAUGCUUGCAGUGUGGAAAGAGCUUUGCUCGGCGUUCAAACCUUAAUGCUCAUCGACUAAUACACACUUGA
Molecule: messenger RNA, 1944 nt
Organism: Euleptes europaea (tarantolino)
Lineage: Eukaryota; Metazoa; Chordata; Lepidosauria; Squamata; Sphaerodactylidae
Product: zinc finger protein 271-like
Exons: 6
Coding region: 1-1944 (647 amino acids)
Source: RefSeq, a predicted model, not a curated record